This is a messenger RNA of Prorocentrum cordatum, 1257 nucleotides long. The record is from the annotation of a GenBank genome assembly. Lineage: Eukaryota; Dinophyceae; Prorocentrales; Prorocentraceae.
CUGGGCCCGCGCGCGGGCUGGCCCACUCUUCCGACGCGAGCCUCUGCGGCUACGGCGUCGCCGAGGCGAGCUUCGACCCAGAGACCGUGGCAGAGGUCGGGCGCGUCACAGAGCUGCCGCGGCGGCGCCUGGGCGCUGGGCUCGCGACGCAGCGCGCUUUCGAGUGCGCCGGCUCCCUGUUCGACGGCGAGGCGGGCGAGGUCGUCCGCGAUGCCAGCGGGGCGCCGCGCCAGCUGGGCGCCGAGCUGCGGCGCGCGCUGGCCAGUGAGCGCUGGGAGGUCGAUCCCAGCCUCCCCGAGGUGCCCAGCCAGUUGUUGCAGGACCCCCACUGGACCACAGUGAUGGCAGACAGCGCCGGCCAACAGCGAGGGCUCGCGGUGGCGGACGCCGAGCAGGACUUCUGCGCCAUUGGGCUCGCCCGCGACCGAGGGCACGCGCGUUGGAUCCCAGCCGCGGGCUCGCUGCGAGGUUGGAGACAACCCGUGCAGGCGCCCCCCCAGGCGAGCGCGGAGGCCUGCUUGGAGCUGGGCCAGCGCCAGGGCCUUCGACCCCCAGUGGACGCCGCCGCCCGCGCGGGCACCGAGGCCGAGAGCGUGGGCGAGGAGAGCAGCGACGCCGAGGAGGCCCCCGCUGCGGGCAGCAGUUCGAGGCGGCUGGAGACGCGGGGGAAGGCCCGCGUUCGCAAGGCGCUCGAGACGCUGGAGACCUCAGCCGACGCCGAGUGCGACGAGAGGCUGGGGAUCAGCUACCUCUGCGCGCUCGCGUUCUGCGUCUGGGCCCGCUGCUCGCUGGAUUCGCUGCCAGAGCCCGCGGAGCUGGGCGCCCACCUGGUGGACUACAUGAACGCGGGUUUCUUGCAGGGGGUGACGAGCUGGCGGGGCGAGAAGCUCAUGGCCGGCUUGAUGUUCUCCCACCCGGACUAUGGCCGCUUGGGGGGGCUGCAUCUGCCGCGGGCGCUGCGCUGCCUCAAGGGGUGGAAGAAGCUUCCACCACCUCGCUCUCGGAAGCCCUUGGUGUCUGCGAUCUGGGCGGCCAUGGCGGUGGAGCUAUGCCGGUUGGGGGCGCCUCUGGCGGGCGCGAUGGUGUUGAUCGUGGUGGUGGGGGCGGCCGACGACACGAUGCCCUACGAUUCGGGAAGGUGCCCUUGGAUGAGCCACAUCCUGCGGGCCCUGAAACACAAGGGCUCGCCAAGGCCCCCCCUGGGCUUGAGCUACCCGCAGUUCUUGUGCCUCUUCCAGAGAGCGGCCCUGGACAUCG